Messenger RNA from Culex quinquefasciatus (southern house mosquito), 1579 nucleotides. Its product is annotated as tubulin alpha-8 chain. Gene Ontology annotation, cellular component: cytoplasm; microtubule. Bases 96 to 1493 code for a protein of 465 amino acids. Gene Ontology annotation, molecular function: GTP binding; structural constituent of cytoskeleton. The record is from RefSeq and is a predicted model, not a curated record. NCBI's taxonomy places the organism in Eukaryota, Metazoa, Arthropoda, Insecta, Diptera, Culicidae. Gene Ontology annotation, biological process: mitotic cell cycle; microtubule cytoskeleton organization. The transcript is spliced from 4 exons.
ACAGUGAAGCGGACGCAAAAUUACCGUUUUUAAACCCCUCAAAAUUUCAAGUUUCUCGAAAAACGUGCAAAAAACGUGAAAACUUUUUUCUGAAAAUGAGUUCCUACUGCAACCGCGAAACCAUUUCGAUCCACAUCGGCCAAGCCGGAAUCCAGCUAGGAAACGCCACCUGGGAGCUGUACUGCCUGGAGCAUGGAAUCGACCGCGACGGCAAGAUGGCCGAGUCGGCCAACGAGCCGGACAACGUGGCCGCCGCCGACGGGAACAGCUUCUGUGGAACGUUCUUCAAGCGGUCGGAGUCGGACCGGUACGUUCCACGGGCGAUCCUGGUGGACACCGAGCCGACCGUGGUGGACCAGGUGCGAACGGGACCCUAUCGGGAGUUGUUCCAUCCGGAUUGUUUGAUUACGGGGCAGGAAGAUUCGGCGAAUAACUUUGCGCGGGGUCACUUUCACAUCGGGAAGCAGCUGAUCGAGGGCACGAUGGACGUGAUUCGGAGGACGGCGGAAGAGUCUAAUAGUUUGCAGGGGUUCUUCACGUUCCACUCGUUCGGAGGUGGAACUGGGUCCGGGUUUUCGUCUCUGUUGGCCCAGAAGCUGGCGGACAGUUUCGGGAAGAAGAGUAAGCUGGAGGUGGCUAUUUAUCCGUCGCCGCACAUUUGCACCAGCGUGGUGGAACCGUACAACUCGGUGCUGACGACGCACGCCUCGAUGGACAACGCGGACUGCACGUUUCUGGUGGACAAUCAGGCCAUUUACGACAUUUGCCACAACAAGCUGCGCGUGGAUCGGCCGUUGUACGCGAACCUUAACCGGUUGAUUAGUCAGGUCGUGUCGAGUAUAACGGCAUCACUACGGUUUGGCGGAGCGCUGAACGUGGACAUGAACGAGUUCCAGACAAAUCUGGUUCCCUAUCCGCGAAUUCAUUUCCCGUUGGCGUCGUUUUCUCCCGUGGUAUCCGUCGAGAAGGCAAACCAUGCAACUCUCACCAUCUCCGACCUGACCUCGCAGCUGUUCGAGCCGGACAACCAGAUGGUCAAGUGCGACCUCCGGUCGGGCAAGUACAUGGCGUGCUGUUUGCUGUACCGCGGCGACAUAGUGCCAAAGGAUGUCAACGCGGCGAUUGCGGCCAUCAAGAAUCGCCGCACGGUGCAGUUUGUGGACUGGUGCCCGACGGGGUUCAAGGUCGGCAUCAAUCCCAAGUGUCCGGUGAUGGUGCCGGGCGGGGAUUUGGCGCCGAUUCACCGCGGGGUGUCGAUGCUGGCGUCCAACACGGCCAUUGCCGAAGCGUGGCGUAAGCUGGACCAUAAGUUUGACAUGAUGUACGCCAAGCGAGCGUUUGUGCACUGGUUCGUGAACGAGGGCAUGGAGGAGGCCAUGUUUGCGGAGGCGCGGGAAAAUUUGGCCGCGCUGGAGAUGGACUAUCAGGAGGCGGCCAGCGAGAUGGAGGAGGACCUGCCGAAAGUGGAUAGUGAAGAUGCAGAGGAAUUUUAAUAAUCGACUUCCAAAUCAGUUGUUAGCUUUUGAUGUUUGCGUUCAACUAUUGCAUGCGAAUAAAAUGUACUUUACUUUAAUUUAAA